Molecule: messenger RNA, 618 nt
Organism: Parnassius apollo (apollo)
Lineage: Eukaryota; Metazoa; Arthropoda; Insecta; Lepidoptera; Papilionidae
Source: the annotation of a GenBank genome assembly
AUGGAAAAUGAAAGCUGCCUGCUAUUAGAUAGGUUGAAAUUGAAGCACGAGAAACAGGAGAAUAUUAAGUCAAACAACGAUACCGACGAAACAACAGAUGGUGUCCGAACAAAACUACGUGCUCUAAUGGUAGCCCUGUUUGGAGUGUCUAUGUCAGUAUGCGCUGUCGCUUCCCAACCUGUCGAGCUCGAACUAGACGACGAUGAAGUAGCACAAAGGCUGAACAACGUAAGCUUUGCAAGGCGUAUAGCUAAACCAACUAUCCGCCUAGUGAUAGGUUAUGGGAAGCUUAGUGCAACUGUCACAGCAAUCACUUCCUUGCUGUUACUUCUUGCAGUUAUGUCGAAGCAAUCGUGGUGGCAACGAGGCGCUCGAUGGUUGGCUGCGCCAGCUCUGCUAGUGGCAGCCUUGGAGACCGCGUCGGAUGUGAGCGACGCGUUACUCGUCACCGUACUUAGAAGCAAGGCGGCGCCUGCAAGAAUUGUCGCGCAAACUUUCGCCGCUUGCGCACUUAUCACUGUUGAAAUAUUGAUCUGGUACUUCAUCGCAAAAUUUUUUCAGUACAAUCCGAGAGUGCAGCAUGAUAUAGCCGAAAAGGAUAAAGAUAAAGGCGCUUAA